Molecule: messenger RNA, 7603 nt
Organism: Porites evermanni
Lineage: Eukaryota; Metazoa; Cnidaria; Anthozoa; Scleractinia; Poritidae
Source: the annotation of a GenBank genome assembly
AUGACCUUAAGUUCAAGGAUGUCUUACGAAGCCUCGUACAUAAAGGCUAGGAAAAAGUAAGUGGUCUACUAAAGCUGUAUAAAUCACUUUCUCAAUUUUCUUUAAUCCAGUGAUUCAAUUUAAAUGAUUUCGACCAGCUCAUUGCAACAUCGAAACAUUAAAUGGAAAAAUGAGGAUCUUUGAACUUCAAUCUUUUUUGCUCUGGACUUGGUUUAAGCUCACGUACACUCUCAUAAAAUACAAUCUUACUUUUAUUUCGAUUUUUAGGUUAGCUCGAUGUAUGAUUGCUUAAGCCUACGUGUACAUAAGAAGAUUACAACUAUUUUUCAUUGUUUUCUUUUUUCUUCUGCUACUUUUCUACAAUCUUUUCUCUAUUUCUCCGCCAUUUCUCGAAAUAACCGUUUUUGAAGGUCCACUUGAUCGAAACUCGAGUUUCUUGUGGUUGGGAUUUGACGUGAAAGCACCUUUUUGUUUAAACACAUUUCAAGAAUAUUUUCAAUAAAGUCUAUUUAAUUUUAAAGUGUAUUGUAUUUCUUGAUUUAUUUGCCGACGAAAUAGCAAGAAAUGUAAUAUCUUUAGAUUUAGUAUAGAUAUGAUUUCAACAGUAUCCAUGCAAUCUAACAUAAUUUGUUGACAAGGAAACGUACAUUGUUGAAUUACAGGGAAAUAUGGAUUAAAUUUUGAAAUCCAGAAUUUGGGUCUGCAAUUGAAGGCACAAUCUGAAAAACAGAUUUCAACGCUGAGAAAUGUGUCUUUGGAUUUUCUUUCUUUCCUUUUUGGGAAAUCUGAGAAAGGAUUUGAAAAAAAAAUGUUUACAAGCACGGUUUUCUCGCAGAUGCAUACACAUUCUUAGCAGAAAAAAAGAAGACUAUUUCAUGAGAACAGUUUUGCAAAUCCUUUUUUGCAUUCCAAUCAAAUGAUAAAGAAGGAAAGCAAAAUUACACAAUCCAUCUUGAGGACUGAAUUCUCAGAGGUAAAACCCCUUUUCAGAUUUAGCAUUUGAUUGCAAAAUAAAAAAUCAGGAUUUCAAAAUCUAAAUCCAGGUUUUGAUGUGACGUUGUUGCUGUUGCCAUCGUGACUAAUAUUUUUGCUUCAACACAGGGCUGUGAGACAGCUUAAAAGCAACACUGCUCAGCAACUGGAGGUUGAAACAAAGAAAAUGGAGGAGAGGAUUCGUGCAUUGAAAGAACAAAUGUUCAAAGAGAAAGAAGAACGAGAGUAAGUGUCAAAUUGUUGGAAUCUGUAACAUCAUAGUAUUCAAAGAAUGUCCCUGUCCCUUGGGUGUAACAUAUAGAGGAUAUUACAUGGCCACGUGGAGAUACGAAAUUUCUGUUCGAGUGUUGAAAAAUAUGCGCUCACUCGUGAAAUAUUUUUUCAACACGAGAAGAGAAAUGUUGUAUCUCCAAGCGGCUAUGUAAUGUUCUAUUUAUUAUAUAAACAUCAAUGAAAUACCAAACCAUUUCACUUUAAUAGUUUGUUGGUGUGAAGGGCACAAUUUAUUAUGUAGCCAUAGCAAAGGUGAUAUUUUCACAUGUGAAGAUAACAUGUUAUUUUCACAUGUGAAGAUAUCAAGUUUUCACGCGAAAGCUCACCUGGUAUUUCAUUGGUGUUUAUAUAAUAAAGGGACAAAUUUGAAGACAAUAUUUUUUUUGUUCUGCUGUCCUGAAGAGGGUUUAUGAUUUUGUAAACUUGUCCCAAACAAGCUCCUAAUUUUUUGGAAGGGAAUAGCAGAGUGUACGAUGAGCUGAAGGUGAUGCCGGGUUUAAAACCUCGCCAAAACACAAUCCUAGGUCAGGAAAAACGCCAUAAGAUCAUGCUACCUGAGAUUAGAACCUGGGUUCAGUUCAAAUGAAUAUGUCUUUUGGGGUGUGACAGGGCUUGAAAAAAGUCCAUCUGGCAUUUUGGGACAAGUAGAUUUUCUUGCUAGGCAAGUAACUUUUAAAGCUUCCUUCCUGAAUGGGAAAGGGUCCCAGCAAGUCAUCGUCUAACAAAAUCAUCAACUAAGACAUGCAAGAAGUGGCCCCAGGUGAGUAAAAAUGUGAGGGCUGCUUGCCCAAAGGACAAGGUAUAAUAAAUUAAAGUUUUUUUCAAGCCCUGGGUGACAUUAAUAUCGGUCCUUGUCUCCUUCCUCCUUUCUUAUCAAAUUUAAAGGGGACAAUUAAGAACCCUACAGUAGAUACCAUUGGUUUGGUGGAAUCAUCUCAUGUUUUUUUGUUGUUAUUGUUGUUGUUGAGAAAGGACUGUUUUGGAUAACCAAAACAGUUUCUCCACCAUAUCUACUAUCAAAGAUAUUAAAAUAAAAUGAGAUGCGGAUGGGAAAGCACUAUUUCCACAGAGUGAAGACUUCUUAUUUCACUGGAGUAACAAAUCAUUUUUUCGGUGUUUACAUUAAUCUGUUGACAGGAAGCUAGGUGGAACAAGGUGGGUGUCAGGAAAAUCUGGUCCCCUCAACAACCAUGUACAAGAUGUACUCAAGAAAAAGAACCAAAAAACUGAUAAAGUGAGUGCAAUGUUUUGCCUUUCACCUAAAUAUUAUUUGCUCUUAUUUAAUAUAGAUAGACUGCAAAACAGUCGAUAUUUUUGCGUAUUUAAGUGCUCGUGAACAGUCAAACAAAAGCUCUGGAGCAAGGCUAAAACAGAGGGCAAGAUUGAGGAGAGAUGCUACGGACAUGUGAGGCUUGUGUGCUUGGCAUGUGUGAGCUUUUCAUUGCCUGAUCUUCUAGUUCUGUUAAAUAUCUUAUUAAACACAAAAUGCAUUUUUUAAGGUCAAGUUAUAAUAAGGAUGUGUUGUGUAGUUACAUGUAAGUGCUUCUUGGUUUUUGCAGCCUCAGAGGAGAAUUAAAGUCCUUGGAGAUGAACCCUUAGGUGAGUAUUAAACAAAGACAAAGCAAAACAAUAUUAUUUCCUUUUUGUGUCCCACAGUUGUCCUUAUGUGAAGAAUAGUUGUGGUUAGAAAAUUACAAUUAUUGGUUAGCGAAGUGUUGAGUUUUGUGGUUCGCUUUCUUGUUCUUCACAGUUUGCUGUCAGUUUGUUAUUUAAAACUGAACAGUAAAGGGUAUACACAGUGAUUUUGUUACAAAUAGUGGUUAUGGUGAGUCCUGGGACUAUUCUUGUAAAAAAAUCGUGAGUCCUAGUCCAGAACCUUUGAGUCCCUAUUCAAAAGCCCUGGGUCUUCAUGUAACCACGCUGUUACUGCAAAAAAAAUAAAAAUACUGAAAAAAAAUAAAAAUAUACCCCUUCUUUUAUCAAGCACAACAAAGACUAAAAGAAAUAUGCACCAUUAAGCAACAGCUACAAGAACAGCCACAGAAAUCACACAAACAGGAUACUUCAGAUUGAUCAAAUGAUCUUUCAAGUUACGGAAUGCAUACCACAAAUUAUUUUGCGUCUUUGGGGAUUUUUGUGUGUCAGGAACACAGGACGCAGAGGUAACAAAAUCACUGUAUACAGUGAAGUGAAAUCUAUGUGUUGACCUUUUUAGACCCAAGAGUGACCAACAUCAAGUUUCUCCUAACUAUAUCAAAUACAUGUACAUGAUCAAGGCUGGGUUGUAAGAAUUAAUAAAAUCAUCACUAAAGUGAACUUGCUUUGAUCUUAAAACAAAUUUUCUCGACUAGUUUUUCAAGGAAAUGUAUGGAGAUCAGAGUGGAUAAUUUGUAUGUUACUUGAUAUUGGGACCUGUAGCGUUAAGUUGAUUGAAGAGUCCAUACUUUUGCAGAGAGUUACAAAAAGAAAGCAACACCCAGAGCUCAGCAAGUGGACAAUCUUGGUGCUUUAGGAUGUGGUCAGUGUGAGAGGACAAAAGCUACUCUGGUAGGGUUACAUUGUAUUUCUACUCUGUUUACAUGCACUUAAAGGGUUGUUGUUGUUUUUUUGUUGUGUGUUUGUUUGGUUUUUUUCCACAUCACUGAGCAUUAAUUUGUUAAAAACCAACUCAAGAUCUGCAUUGUGAAUCUCAGUAAAUACAUCAUUAUUCCAAUAUGCAUGGUGGCUAAAACCAACAUUUUGUGGCACCAAUAAUGGUUUCCCCACCAAAUAAAGUCUGAGAAACGAGCACAGAAACUCCAUACUGAUGGCGCGUCACUACCUACAACCCCAGACAAAACUAUUGAGACAUUUCAAGGCAAUUUUCAAUUUCGCGCCAUGCAAUCUUCGUGUCCAAAAGGAACAAAUUUGCCCCCCUCUCCACCCCUUGUGCAAUGUUGUUUUGGCCUAACAGCUCAAGUGUGCAUUUCUUUUGUUAUCGCAAACAACAUUGCAAAAGGAGAGGGGGGAAACGGUCUUUUAAUUUGCGACGGUAAGCAUUUUUGUCAGGUUGAGUGAAGAAAAUAGGUAUUUUUGUAUUAUGUGUCUCAACAGGUUUUGUCCGAGGUUGUAGAUCUGGGCAGGGCAGUGCUCCUGAUUUGUUAGAAAUUUGCUUCAUUUAAUCAGAAGCACUACCCAGUGACGCGUCAUCAAUAUGGAAUUUCUGCACUUGUUUCCCAGACAUCAUUUUGUUGGAAAACCAGUGGUGUCACAAAAUGUUGGCUAUCUUCUAAUCUUAGACUAAGUUAUUGGGAGACAUCUGUAAAUGCCGCAAGCUAUCAACAGAGAAAAACAUCUGGGUUCUUGACAGGAUUCUGAGACUGAAAACCAGCCUUUAGGCAAUAUUUACAGUUAUAGUAAUGUUGCAUCUUGUUGUUUCCAGGUCUGUGUGGAUUGUUCUGAAAAAUACUGUGUGAGUUGCUUCAUGUCUUUUCAUCAAAAGGGAGCACUGAAGAAGCACACAACCCAAACAGUUGAACAGGUGUGUCUUGUAUCAUUAACUGCGCUUGUAUCAGUGCUUUACUGUGUUUCAUAGUGCUUGGAGUAGAAGGUUGCAAAGCUUUGUAUGUUUAUAGACUUGAUACCUUUUACUGAUUUUGCCACUAACGUCAAAUGUUUUUGUUUCAUAGUAUGAGGCAGGACAACUUGAGGAAAAGGAAAUCAAGAGUUCCAUGAAUGCUAAACAAGAAAUAUCACCUCGAAAGCAAGUCUCCAGGUAUGAUGGUAACUUUUUUAGUAACCAGUUUGUGUCAAUAAAGUUUUUUGAUGCAACUGUUUUUUCAUGUGAUGCAAAUAAAGACUUGAAAGCUCAGUCUCACUAUUAAUGUUUUUUUCAGGGUGACCAGCCACUCUCAAGCAAAAUCUCCACAGGUAUGAAAGAAAGUUUGUAGUUCUUUCACGAGUAAUUUGUUAGGUCAAUCAUCAAGUUGUUUCCUAGUAAUACUGCAACUGGACAUUCAAAUUUACUUAAAUCCACCCACGACCUUCGACAAAUUUGCGAGACACUUCUUGUCCCAUCUCCCCUGCACAAAAGUGAAAAUCGUUUGUCCUUUGCAAAAGUACGCCUUUAAACAUUACUGUAAUGGAGGGAUGGGGUUAUACUGUCUACACUGAGAAAGUGUCCCAAUGAUAUUUGUCUGAGUUUAUAGAUUAACAGUACAAAUUCAGAGGUGGUGUAACAGCCUUUGAGAAGGUCGUUUACAAGUUUUACAUCUUUUUCUUUCCACCUUGAUUCCUUUUUUGUAGUCGAGUGAUUCUUCAGUACGCCAAGGCGGAUCCCUCCUGCAGGGUUCUUAUGAUGAAGAAGCCAGUGCACAAUCUUUUGCGCAGGCUCUCAUGGAAUGGAGAAGCGCUGGUAAAACAGAGAAGAUGUGGACAAACCCAAGUGUACCCAGAGGUAUUUGAACAUUACAGUCUAUCGCCUAUAGGUUAUCUAAAUUAACUAUGUAAAUUUAUCAAAAUUGAGUUGCUUUUUUGGUUUGUGUUUCUUGUCUUUAUGAAUAGACUAGAGUCGUGAAUUUUUUUUUCAUUUUUAUUCUAAUUGAUAUUUAAGAUCGGGCUUGAAAUCGAAAGAUGCGCAAAAGAGAGAGGACGUCGAUGUUCCCCUCCCCCCUUCCCUCGUGCACCCUUUGCGUUCUCGCUUGUCCGAUUAGUUUUCAGUUUUCCCCAGGCUCCUUUUCGAGUGGCCGCCACGCAAGUUAAUACAGGUGAACGCUGUGGUCCUAAUACUUUCAUUGUAUUUACAGGCACCUCGUGUGAAACAAGCACCACGCCCGAGGUUCCCAAAACACAGGAGAUUAAACUAAAUUUUGGCCCCAACAAGUCUCUGAGCUAUCUUGACCGUAUGUUGCUGAAAAAGCACCAAAGUAAUCCAAACUUCGUCUCUCGGCAAACUCCUUUGAAAGAUUUUCAAGGCAAUAGCAAAGACCCAAAGUCAGACAGCAGCCCACAGCGAGAAAUUGAAGUCGAAAACCAACUAGGCACGAACUACCGUGAGAUUUUUCAGAGUUUAGGUGCAUUAAACAAGAAAAAUGCGCGAGAAAACGGAGUGGCAAGUGUUGCUGCAUCCAGAGGAGUGAUAGCGAUUGAGGAGAUCACCGAUGAUGAAUUAAGCGCAGAGGAAACAACUGCUUGUAUAGUUGACGAACAAGAUUCUCAUCCUCACCCCCAGUCCCAAAGUAGACCUGUGUCACGGUCUGGGAGAGUCAGUAUUACGUGCAUGACCCCCAGGGGAAAUUUUGAAGCUGAUAGCGAUGCGUUGGUGUUACGAGAUGUUUCACCUGUAUCUUCUGUCAGCCCUUCCUCGGAACAGACGUCGCCCUUUUCAAGGCUUGGUGUAAGAGGGGCUAAUUCUCGAACGGGACAGCACAUAGCGAAACACUCCCAAAUCAAGCAGCAGAGCGAUGGAUUAUCGGCAAGAGUAUGGAGUCCACAGCCAAGCCAUAUUGGCCUCUCCGAGUUUUUCCUCGCUGGCGUAAAAGACGGAUCACCCUCAGGAAGACGAUCUCGUGAGACGGUGUCUGCAAUUAGCUCGUCACAAAUUAAACCCGAUAAUUUAAGCCAGACACUAUUAGCACGUAAUGUGUGGAAACCACAGGAGAGUUUUCUGGAAAAUGAGGUCAGUCAGCAAAGAGGCGCGGAGGAAGUUAAUACCAGUGGCAGUGAAGUACGUCCACAAAGCCCCCGCCCUAUUAUUCCUCUUUUGCGUGAGCCAACUUUAUCAGCGAAAAGCCGCGACAGACCUGACUCUAAAUCCUCCACAAUAGCCAUGCCUGUUGGAACUGACAUCGUGUAUGAUGCUCAGAUUCACGACUUCGGAAUUGUGGAUUUCCUAAAGACGCAGCCACCAAAUGGCUUCGAAGAUUACAGCCUGGUGCACCGCGUUUCAACUGUUUCAGAGCUGACGCUUAGUCCAAACCCACCAGUGUUUCACUGGUCUGAUGACAGCGAUGAUGACUUCUUAGAACAGCUCUGUUCCCGAGUCACUCAAGAUGAGCUGCGAGCGGACCAAGACGAGGCUGACCGUGCGACUUUGACUAACCUUGCUUGGGAACUAGCCUCGACUACAGGCAGGUUGACUCAGUGUGAGUUGGAGGAUGAGGAAGAGACUGGGGAGGAGAAAGCAGGUAGUGAAGAUGAAUUUGAUGAGGAUAGCAUUGAAAAUAAUGACUUGGGAUCGGGAUUGAGCUCCAGCGAGGAAGAUACACCCAUUGACAGUUACAGUGCGAAUGCAAACAGAACCAGAGGCGAUGAUGAUGAAACUGCUUUAUCCGAAGCGGAAGUUCAUGCUUUGAAGUGA